This is a messenger RNA of Trifolium pratense (red clover), 630 nucleotides long. Its product is annotated as putative ripening-related protein 1. The record is from RefSeq and is a predicted model, not a curated record. Lineage: Eukaryota; Viridiplantae; Streptophyta; Magnoliopsida; Fabales; Fabaceae. Bases 64 to 630 code for a protein of 188 amino acids. The transcript has a single exon.
CCCCAAAGCAUCAAACAUUAAGAAGAAGAACAAAGAGGAUAAACAUAGAGUUGCAUAGACAAAAUGAAGAGAUUUUGCCCAAAAGUUUCUUUUCUGUUGUUUGUUACACUUAUUUUAAUAGGUUUUGUGUACUCUGAAGCAAAGAAUUGUCGCCCAAGUGGUGCGAUUAGAGGAAAGAAAGCUCCUCCAGGACAAUGCAAUCAAGAGAAUGAUUCUGAUUGUUGUGUACGAGGAAAAAUGUACACAACAUAUAAAUGUUCUCCGUCAGUGUCUCCUCACACCAAGGCAUAUCUUACUCUUAAUAGUUUUCAAAAGGGUGGAGACGGAGGUGGCCCAUCAGAAUGUGACAAGCGGUAUCAUUCUGACGACACUCCAGUGGUUGCACUUUCCACCGGAUGGUUCAACCACAGGAGUAGGUGUCUCAACAACAUUACAAUAAGUGCUAAUGGAAGAAGUGUGGUGGCUAUGGUUGUUGAUGAGUGUGACUCAACAAAGGGAUGUGAUGAUGAGCAUGAUUACCAACCUCCUUGUCCAAACAACAUUGUUGAUGCUUCUAAGGCUGUGUGGAAAGCUUUAAAUGUUCCUAAAGAACAAUGGGGUGGCCUUGACAUUACAUGGUCAGAUGCUUGA